GAAAAGAGAGAGAGAGAGAGAGAAGGAAAAAAAAAAUCCCCAAAUCGAAUCGAUCGGAAUUUGCUUCUCCGUUGAGGCGAGGCGAGGGCGAAGGGGGAACGAAGUGGAAGGAGAUUUGGAUUGAUUGGUUGGACGCCGGCGGCGCAGAUCCCCAAUUCGAUCUCCUCCUCUUCGAUCUUCAUCCUACCCUGCCUGCCAGUGCCAGUAUAAGAUUCUUAUGAGCUGGUCGGCUGUGGUUUUCCCUCAAUUCUGGUGCUACUAAGAUGGGUCAGGAGCUCACCACAAACAAGCCUCUCACAACCCUCUUACCAACGGAUGAAAUAGCAACCGCCUACCAUUUCUCCCUCCUCCUCUCACCUGUCGUCUCCUUUUGGGACUGCAUCUUCCGCAAGAUAAGAUACUCAUUCAGACCUGAGUGGGUGUAGCAUCCUGCACUGCCUGUUUCUUUUUAGCGCUAGCCAGUGCUUUGCUUUCUGGCCUGGAUCACUCCAAACAAUGAACUUUGAAGCUUUUGCUUUCCCGUAAUUACAAUUACAGUCACUAGUGGAGUUUAGCUGAAAAUAGUACAUAGUUGUCAUGGAAAAGGCCGCGGCCAAUCAGGCGGGCAAAGUCUUGAAGAAAGGUAAGAAGAAACAAGCCAAGGAUGAAUUAGAUCGCCAGAAGCAGGCUGAGAAGAAGAGACGGCGGCUGGAGAAAGCGCUUGCAAACUCCGCUGCCAUUAUAUCUGAGCUGGAAAAGAAGAAGCAGAAGAAGAGGGAAGAACAGCAAAGGCUGGAUGAGGAAGGUGCUGCGAUAGCUGAAGCAGUUGCUCUUCAUGUCCUCAUUGGUGAGGACUCCGAUGAACCCUGCCAUUUGAUGCUAAACAAGCACAGAAGAUGCAACCAUUGGGAUCACUCAGCUGGUUUUGAUUUCGCCGUGGAUGCACAAGGCGCUGAUAUUUAUCCUCCUGAUGGACUGAUACAGUGCGCUGAUCAUGUUUAUGCUCCCAAAGGGAGGUGUAUUGAUUGGGGGAUUGGCCAGCCAUUGCCAUCUUGGGGAGAGGUGAAGGACUUGCAGUUGCAGGCACCGUGCUACCAAGGAAUGUUCCACCAGUCAGUUGCAUGCCCAGGUUUCAUAGCAGCUCAAGCGGUCUCCUCCUUGCAAAUCGGAGGAGAUUCGUCAGAUAUUACCUCUCCAAGCCAAGGAGCGACUGUCGUUAAUAGGAUGCUUGGUGCCACCAACAGGCUCAACCUUUACAGAGAGAUAUAAAAACAUACACUUCACGAUAUUAUUAUUGUAUAUAGUCAUCAAACUUGUGUUGACUACUUUGCCUGCAGUAUAUCUCAUAACCAAAGAAGAAUUGGAUAGAACACCUUGUUUACUGUUUCUGUGAGUCUAAAAGGAUAUCUUAUAUCAGUCAAAUUGGUAUUGUAAUGAACAUAUUGUUUUGAUUCCCUGUUGAUUUUCUUGGAAUGUAUCCUGUGUCGACUUGAUGUUCUGUACAGU
Molecule: messenger RNA, 1485 nt
Organism: Oryza sativa Japonica Group (Japanese rice)
Lineage: Eukaryota; Viridiplantae; Streptophyta; Magnoliopsida; Poales; Poaceae
Source: RefSeq, a predicted model, not a curated record